Messenger RNA from Plasmodium inui San Antonio 1, 1857 nucleotides. RefSeq lists its product as hypothetical. Lineage: Eukaryota; Apicomplexa; Aconoidasida; Haemosporida; Plasmodiidae. The transcript has a single exon. The coding region runs from base 1 to 1857 and encodes 618 amino acids. The record is from RefSeq and is a predicted model, not a curated record.
AUGAAGAAACGAAAUAAUACUCAUCUGUUACACCAUUUGGUGCUUCUCCUUAGGAAGAAGAGCCCAGAGGACAGCAAGUAUGUUCAGAGUGUAGACGAACGGAGUGGGUUCCCAAGAGGAAGCAGCAUCAUCAGUGGUGAUGACUCUAUUCACGGGGAGAAGCACGCUACGGGUAAAAAUGACGAGGAGGAAAGUCCCAUCAUCUUUCUCCUUACCCAGAUGGGGAAAGCAUUACUCAUACAGGAUGGCCAUUGCGAUGAUGAUAAGGAUGACAAUAACGAUGACCACUGCGACGAUGAUAAGGAUGACGGUGACCAUGACCAUUCCUUAAAUGUUCGAAAAAAAAAAAAGUUCAUUUCGGAGAGCCACUUGGUUAUACAGCGUGACUCCAACUGCGUGACAAUCCGGAGUAGAAACAAUUUGCUCUACGCUGUGGCUUUGCUUUGCGGGGAAAGGGAGCCAAAGGAGGGGAAGACGAAUGAGAGGGCAACUCACACCGCGACGGUCACCGGACGUAACAAUUAUACCCGUGUACUCUCCGCACUGAAAUACGCCUCGGAAAAAUUUGAAGCAAAUUUGAAGUAUUACGUCUGCCUUGCAAAUGGCCAGUGCGAGAUGAGGAAGAUCCAUCUACUGGACUGCAGCCAAAUGGUGUGGGAUUUUCAGUUUUUUAAAGACCACCUACAGAGAAGGAUAAAAUACGCUCAACGAUCAAAGAGUCUAUGCUUUGUUUUGUCUCCUCAGCUGCUGGUUCGGGAGUACGCCCUGUUCGUGUCUCGGUUGAUAUGGCGCUUGGGGCGGAGCUCUCGGGGCGCGGUGUUUCACGUGGUGGAGGAGGGAGGCACAGCGGCUUCGGCGGCUGGCGAUGUGGUGCCCGAUUCAGUGAUUAGCGAGGUGGUGACCCAUUCAUCGCCUGGUGACGUGGUGGAUGCCCCCCAUUUUGCACCACGAGACCGCCCCCACCUCGCCGGCCAACAAAAGACGCCCUUCCUUCAGCAAAUCUGGUCCAUCCUUUUUCUCCUGAAGGAAGAAAACACAAACCUACGGAGUAUGUACCAUUUGGAAGACUACACAAAAAUGUUCAUACACAAUUGUGACAAAUUAAACAGAAAAUCGUUCCUCUCCUUUUUAAAGAAGAUAGACCACCUGCACGUGCAUGCAGUAAAUUUGAACACCCUGUUUGGUUUGUAUUUUAGCGAAACGGAGGAGAACAUCUUAAAGGUUUUUCGAAAAUGCGAGCGGAUUUCGAAGCGGACCUCCCGAAGUGUCUUCCUGGUGAUUGACGGGAUUGACGUGGUGGCGCGGCGGGGCGGGAAAGGCUGCGAUGGUUGUCGCGAUGGUGGCCGGGAUCAUGCCCACGACGACGCCCGCGAUGGGGACGGCCCAGGGGGAGAACCCAACGACAACGGGCGGCUGCUCACCACGCUGCUGCUGUGCCUCGAUAGCGUAGAUAGCUGCACCGGACGCAGGCGGAAAGCGGUAUCGCAACGUAAACAUGACGACGAAGGGAACGGAGGACACAACCUAUCUAAGGGGGACAACCCAGUGACACGGGUGCAAAAGAAAAAACACUCCCCCGAGGUAGACCCGUAUGGAGAAGAUUCAGAUCACACAGAGACAUCUUCAACGGAUGAGCGUACCAAAAAAACGCUGAAAAAGAAGAAAAAAUUAGCAACACAUGUAACGUAUGACAUUAAGCAACUGGCAAAAUUUUACAAAGAAAAGCACAUUGAGCUCAUGCGAAGGAAAAAAGAAAAAUACAUCAGCAUCAUCGUUUUAAGCGAUUUGGAUUUGAAACAAUUUGACAUUUCUCUCACGAGGGCGGGGCGAUUUUUUCAUUUCAUAAAAUAUGCCUAG